AUGAGACAUCGUAAGUUGCAGGGCAGUAGACGCCUUGCCCUAGACGCUUACUACACAGGGGCCCCAACGUUACUCCUUCGGCUUACGGGGACACCGGCGGAAGGAGGACCCGAGCCGCAGGUUUUCAUGGGCCCACUGGCCCCUGGGCAGCCGCGGAAACCGUCACGCGGGACAUUGCUGCAGCAGCAAAGGCAGCAGCUGGGGGCAACAGUGCAACAAGAUGAACGCUGGCGGCUACGGACCACCCGUGCAGCCUUCAUGGCAGCAGCAGCAGCAGCAGCAACAGCAGUUGCUGCAGCAGCAGGGACUGCAGCAACAACAGGAUUACGGCAACAGCAGUUGCUGCAGCAGCAGGGACUGCAGCAACAACAGGAUUACGGCAAGCAACAACUGGCAGCUGCUGUGGGAGGGGUGCAGGGGAAUCCACAACAACAACAGCAGUGGCAGCGACACAUGCAGCAGCAGCAGCAUGCAUCUAACCCCAUGAUUAGUAACCAAAUGGGGCAGCACUCAAUUCAUGGACAACCAGGAAUGAUGAUGCAGCCUCAGCAACAGAUACACUGGCCGCAACAGGAGGUGCAGCAGGCGCAGCAGCCACUUCCGUGGCAGCAGCAGCAUCCGCAGCUGCACCAGUCAACUCAGCAGCAGCAGGUUCAGCAGCAGCCACAGCAAUUACAACCUCAGCAGCAGGUAACGCAGCAGCAGAUAUCUCAUGCUCAGCAGCUACAGCCCCAGCGACUACAGCAGCAGCCACCUCUGCAGCCGCAGCUGCAGCCGUCUCAGCUGCAACAGCAGCCACAGCUGCAGCCAUCCCAUCUGCAGCAGCAGCAACAGCUGCAGCAGCCAAAGAUGCAACAGCCACAGCUGCAACCGCCCCAGCUGCAGCAGCCCCAGCUGCAACAGCCACAGCUGCAGCAGCCACAGGCGCAGCAACCACCGCUGCAGCAGCCACAACUGCAGCAGCCACAGCUGCAGCAACCACAGCUGCAGCAGCCACUGCCGCAACAGCCGCAGCAGCCACAGCCCCAGCAGCCACAGCCGCAGCAGCCACAGCCGCCACUGCUGCAGCAGACACAACUGCAGCGGCCACAACAGCAACCGUUAGCUGAAGCGCCUCCCCCACAGCAGCAGCUGCUGCAGCAGCAAAGUAGAGUCCCAGGGCAGUAUCCGCCGCACCAACAGUCAAACCCAGUAAGACAGACUGGAUCUUUAGGGGCACCUGUUCCCUCUGCAGAAGAACUUCGUGCUCCAAAUGGUUAUCCUGAAGCUGCUGCUGCUCCUGGUUUUGGUAAUCAAGCUGCUGCAUGGGGGCAACCCCCGCCAACUGCACAGCCCGUGAGGUCUAGCCCCACCGUGGGAGAUGCACCAACAGGCAAUCUUGCCUUUGCUCCGCAGCAGCAGCAGCAGCAGCAGCAGCAGCAGCCACAACAGCAGAUGCAGGAUCAACGCCAGCACGUGCCGCCGCAACAACAGCAACAACAGCAGCGCCUUUUUUAUUCAGCUGGAGAGACCCAGUCAGCAACCAUGCAGCAGCAGCCAACUCCUCAGCGUCCUGCGCAGGAUACGCAGGGGCAGAGACCCUUCCAACCCCACGAACAGCAAUACCGGCCGCAACAGCAGUAUCAACAGCAACAUCCACCGUUGCAACAGCCGACACAGCAACAGCCUGCACAGCAGCAGCAGUUGCUCCCACAGCAGCAAUUGCAGCAGCAAACGCUGCAGCAGCAGCAGCAGCAGCGAGUGAUGGAACCAACUGCAUCUCAGCAACCGCAGCAUAUGGGACCGCCGCCUGUUGCACAGGCUGAUGACCCGUCAAAGCAGCAGCAGCAGCUGGAACAGUGGCGCCAGCAGCAGUACAAUGCAACCCACAGAAAUGUCGCCCAGCCACUCCAGCAGGAAAGGCGGGCGCCAUCUCUUAUGGGGAUUGGCACAGGUUCGUUUCCUGCUAGCGCGGAGCCCAAUGGCGUUAAAAGCUCUCUGGAUAGAGCUGAACAUGGGCAGAAGCGGCAGCAGCAGGAGCAACAAGAGCAGCAAGACAGUGCUCCCGAAGACAUGCCGCCGUUGCAACCACUCGCGCGCCCAAUCAACAACCGUAUCGACCCAGCCCACAUUCCUCGUCCUGAAUGGAAUGACCAAAUAACGAAUGUGUACGGCAAGAGAAUAGAGACAGAUAAGGCAGGGGCUUCCCCUCCUUCUCCUGCCGGGUUUUAUACGGCAAUUGACAAGGGCUGUUGCAGCUGCAGGUUCAUGCGCUCUACCAUUAACCAGGUUCCGGCAUUCAGCCACAGUCUUGAGCUCUCUCGUCUGCCGUUUGCCAUCAUUGUUACCCCCUUUGCUGCACAGCCCCCCACUGAAGAGGCAGUGCCUCUAGUGGACUUGCGGAUCAGCAAGAGAGAGGCGGAACAGCCCUAUUCAUAUGGCGAUCCAGCGGCAACAGCAGCAGCUCAUCAGGACGCUGCAGACGUCAAGGCGCAAACGGAGUUCUUUGGUGGCUAUGUCGAGGUACAAGAGUCAGAUGCAGAGGAGGAUACGGAUGCAGGGAGCAGCAGUGGGAAUGCUGCGUCUGCCGUUAGCAGCCGGAGCAAGAGCAGCUCCAGAGCAGGAGCGAGCAGUGAGGGAAUUGUUCGGUGUAGCAACUGCAUGGCUUACCCAAGAGCAGCUCCAGAGCAGGAGCGAGCAGGCGAAGUCACCCGACAGCAUCAACUUAGGCAGCAGCAGCUGCACCAAGCAGAGCAGCAGGGCAUCCAGCAGCAACUCGACGGAACCAGCCUGGAGCAGCCGCAGAUGCAGCUGAGCAGCUGGGGGAGAGCGCAGGCUGGUGUUUCUUCUAGGGCGGAUGCUGACAGUCAGUGUGGCGAUUUCCUUCCGCGGAACUACACCAGCAGCAACAGCAGCAGCCUGCGGCCGUGUAUCGUUUUUGUAAUUGAUGCAACAGCUGCGAGUCUCACGUCGGGCCUUUCACAUGCUGCUGCUACGGGACUGGAACAAGCGCUCCGCGACGUGCACCUACAGGUGGAUAUUUGCCUGAUUCUCGUCUCUGACAGGCUAUAUUUCAUUCCUAACACUAACCAGACCGGACAACAGCAGCAGCGGCAGCAGGGUUUGCAGCUUUUGGUCGUGGACGACGUUUCGGAUCCGUUCUUGCCUGCUCCAGUAGAGCAUUGCUUUUUUCGGCCCCAGGACAGAGACGAACUGCUGUGGGCAGUGUCACUUCUCCCAGCGGCUCUCAACAACUGCGUCAACAUAUCUCAUGCAUCAGCAGCGAAUGCUGCUCUAAAGGUAGCGGUCGACUUGAUAGCCGAGAGAUCCGCGGGAGGAAUGGUGGAAAUGUUUUACUGUGUCUUGCCAGACGUCGGUGUCGGAGCGCUGAAGCAGUCCGCUAAGGCAUCAGAAGGGCCAGCAAAAUCCACCGAGAUCCACCAACAAGACUUCUACAACUCCAUUGUAACACAAUGCUUUGCAGCGUGUACAUGCGUAGAUGUCUACGCGUGCCCCCCACCCAACGUAACGCUGGAGCUCCAGUCCCUAGGUUUUCCUGCACAGCAAACGGGAGGAGACAUCCGCUUUGUGCCAGAAUUCUGUGGCUCAAGAGACAAGGAAUGGGUGGCUGCUGAGAUGAGGCGAAUUUUCACAUCUUGCUUCUACUUCGAUGUUGAGUUUAAACUGCGUCUCUCAAAGGGCUUGGCGGUUGACAGAAUCUUGGUCUCCUUUUCAGGGGCCAGGUCGCUGGUGGACCAAAGCACUUUCCGGCUGCCACGCCUCAACGCACAGUCAACACUGCUGUUUCAGCUGAAGCACACUGAGCAGCUGGAGACGCAGAAGAACGUCUAUGCCCAAAGUGUCUGCGCCUACACCCCAAUGCACCCCUCCAAGAGAGUACCGAAUCGGCGUCUACUCAGGGUGCACUCGUUGUCGUUGCCCAUAACGUUUUCUCUCGCCUCGCUGUUCCGCUAUGCAGAGGUGGACGCUACGGCAUUUCUAUUGGCCAGGACUUCGGCAAUUAUGGAGCUUCAUCAGGAACCUCAGUGGCGUGAAAAAGCCAUCAAGAAUCUCGUCGAGAUACUUAGCGCCUAUCGCAUUAAUUGUGCAAGCGCAUCCUCUGAGGGUCAGCUUAUCCUGCCAGACUCUCUCAAGCUUCUCCCAGUUUACCUGCAGGCGCUAUUUAAGCACGCUGCUUUCCGCCAGUCCACAGUGGACCCCCAGGUCCGCUUGUUCCAGCUACUGCAGUUCCUGCGGAUGUCAAUAUCUGAAUUCUCAACUCAUCUCUAUCCCCGUCUCUGCCUCUUGCACAAGUCCUACCUGCAGCCGUCCGGCAGCAAAGAACGCAAGGCCCUCGAUCGGGUGGGGGAGUACUCUGGCGUCGAAAAUUUCGUAUGGAUGCCGCAAUCUCUGCCGGCCAGUGGCACAAACAUUCUAAGUGACGGGGUCUACCUGUGCGAAGCUGGAUCGUACAUGCUUUUGUACAUAGGCCAGCACGUCCGGAGAGAGUAUAUAAUAGACCUUUUUGGAUUCGAUGCACAACUUGACGAGCGCUCAACGGCCGAGCUUCGCCUUCAAAAUGUUGAAGGAACAGCGGGAGAGAGAAUCCUUCGCGUCGUUGAGCAAAUUCGUUUUGAAAAGUUUGACGCCCCUUUCAUCCCCUUGCGGAUCGUCGCGCCGAAGUAA
Messenger RNA from Eimeria mitis, 4665 nucleotides. Its product is annotated as sec23/Sec24 helical domain-containing protein, putative. The record is from RefSeq and is a predicted model, not a curated record. Gene Ontology annotation, cellular component: endoplasmic reticulum exit site; COPII vesicle coat. Gene Ontology annotation, biological process: COPII-coated vesicle cargo loading; intracellular protein transport; endoplasmic reticulum to Golgi vesicle-mediated transport. Gene Ontology annotation, molecular function: SNARE binding; zinc ion binding. Lineage: Eukaryota; Apicomplexa; Conoidasida; Eucoccidiorida; Eimeriidae.